GUGAUCACAGCUCAGUUCUCUGUUUAUCGGAUCUAUUUAAAUUACAAAAAUAUGUUAAAAUGGUAAUUUUCUUUAAGAUGACGUGUGUAGUUAAACUGCAGCAACAUUCCGAUCGGCGGGAACUUCAUUCGCACCGUUCAGCAGUAGCGAUUCGACUCUGGAAAUUUCUCAUCACGGGUGUGGGUAUCACGUGAUCCCCGAGCGAUUCUGAUUGCCUGGUAAAGAUGGCGAUAGAUGGCUAGAAAGCGGCGGAUCAAGGUAACAGGAGCCUUGAACCCGCUGCAGUAACUGAGAUCUGGAGGGUCUGCAAGUCAGUAGUUUGUGAGAGGAUGGAUCCUGGACAAGAUUUGCUGCUUGCUGCCCUGAGUGAGAGUGGCAUCAGCCCAAACGACCUCAUUGACGUUGGCACUGUCGACACUGGCCUGCCGUUCACUGUGCAACAGUCUGUUCCCCUAAGUGCCCUCGAUGCUGGCCUUGGAACAGAGACAGGUGCAUUGGUGAGGGAGGAACCAGCUGUGUCACCCACUCCCACCAUCAUGGUCAGGCCGAAGCCUCAGCCAUCAACCACCACCUUUGUCUUGAAACAGCUCAAUCAGCUCCCAUCACUUGGAACAAUAGUUGUAACCAAACCAUCUGUCAGUGGCAAUGCCACCUCCAGACAGACCAUAACGGUGGCCAAAGUGGUCCACACCGCGGCAGCCACCACCACACAGACCCCCUCUGCCACUGUUGUACAUACACUCACCCCGCCCAUUGAGGAAGAGGUCCUGAUGAAGGAUUUGCUCAAGACCAACAGUCUCAUUGAGCUCAUGAAGCUGAAGCCACCUCCCAACAUAGCCCCGCCUGUUGCCACGGCCACCACUGAUUUGAGUAACGGGAUGAAGAAGGAGGUUUCAAACAAAGAUAUGUCCAGGAUUUGGGUCAAUGAUGACAUCAAAAUGAGGAGCUUCUCACCCACGAGUAAAAUGCAUGGCAUGAAAGAAGAGGAAGAGGAAGAAGAUGAAGAAGAGCUGGGUCAUGCUGAGACAUAUGCAGAAUACAUGCCUAUGAAAUUGAAGGUUGGCCUAAGGCACCCUGACCCAGUGGUGGAAACCAGCUCCUUGUCCAGUGUCUCUCCCCCUGAUGUGUGGUACCGACUGUCUAUCCCAGAGGAGACCAUCGACCGGGGCUGGCUGUCAGCCCUGCAGCUGGAGGCCAUCACCUAUGCGUGUCAGCAACAUGAGACCUUCCUUCCAAAUGGGGACAGAGCCGCCUAUUUGAUAGGUGAUGGAGCAGGUGUUGGAAAAGGCAGGACCAUUGCUGGGAUCAUUUAUGAAAACUACCUCCUUGGCAGGAAAAGAUCCCUCUGGUUCAGUGUUUCUAAUGACUUGAAGUAUGACGCUGAGAGGGAUUUGAGGGACAUUGGGGCAAAAAACAUUCAGGUCCAUUCGCUGAAUAAGUUUAAGUAUGGAAAGAUCUCCUCCAGACACAAUGGGAGUGUGAAGAAGGGAGUGAUCUUUGCCACGUACUCUUCCCUGAUUGGAGAGAGCCAGUCUGGUGGGAAAUACAAGACCAGGUUCAAACAGCUGCUGCACUGGUGCGGACCAGACUUUGAUGGAGUGAUUAUAUUUGACGAAUGUCACAAGGCAAAAAAUGUUUGUCCUAUCGGCUCCUCCAAACCCACUAAGACUGGGUUGGCUGUCCUGGAACUGCAAAACAAGCUUCCAAAAGCACGAGUGGUAUACGCCAGUGCUACAGGUGCAUCUGAGCCGCGGAACAUGGCUUACAUGAACCGCCUCGGCAUCUGGGGCGAGGGAACCCCCUUCAAAGAGUUCAGCAACUUCAUCCAGGCUGUGGAACGCAGGGGAGUUGGUGCUAUGGAGAUAGUUGCCAUGGAUAUGAAGCUGCGAGGGAUGUACAUCGCCAGGCAGCUGAGCUUCACUGGGGUGACAUUCAAGGUCGAAGAAGUCCCUCUGACACGAGACUACAUAACGAUGUACAACAAAGCAGUUCGUCUGUGGGUGAGCGCACGGGAGAAGUUCCAGCUGGCAGCCAACCUCAUGGAUGCAGAGCCGCGCAUGAAGAAGUCCAUGUGGGGCCAGUUCUGGUCAGCCCACCAGAGGUUCUUCAAGUACCUGUGCAUCGCCUCCAAAGUCAGAAGGGUGGUCCAGCUUGCUCGUGAGGAGGUGAAAAACGGAAAGUGCGUGGUCAUCGGACUCCAAUCAACAGGAGAAGCUCGGACACUGGAAGCGCUGGAAGAUGGAGGAGGAGAACUGAAUGACUUUGUCUCCACAGCGAAGGGCGUGCUGCAGUCGCUUGUGGAGAAGCACUUCCCUGCCCCCGACAGGCAGAAGCUCUCCACCCUGCUGGGGAUUGAUCUGACUGCCAAGAAAACGCCCUCGCCAAACGACAGUGCCUCCACAGACCAGAAGGGCAAGAAACGGAAAGGCCAAGAGAUGAAAAAGGGUGCAAAGAAGCCACGCGGGUCUGGAGGCAUAUCUGGGAGCAGCUCAUGUGACAGCGCCAGCGAAUCGGAUGCCUCAGAGAAGGAGGCAGAGAGUGAUGACGACAGCUUUAAGUCGGUCAGCUCAGGGGACGAAGAUGACUUCAACCCCUUCAUGGACGAAUCCAGCGAGGAUGAGGAGGACAAUCCUUGGUUGAUUAGAAAAGAGCAGAAGAAAGGAAAGGAGAAGGAGAGUAAAAAGAAAAAAAAGAAGAGCAUUGACCCAGACUCCAUUCACAGUGCCUUGCUCGCCUCUGGUCUCGGCUCAACGCGGCCUGCUUUCACUACCCCUGCUCUCAAAACACAGUCAAGCACCGCAGCAACCGGCUCCAAGAAGGAGAGCGAGAACAGCAGCUCCAUGACGAGCCAGGACGCGGUGGAGAAUGCCCAGCAGAUGAAGCGGACACUGCUGGAGGAGCUGGAGAAACUCUCAGAGGAUCUGCCACCCAACACUCUGGACGAGCUCAUCGACGAGCUGGGAGGGCCGGAAAGUGUGGCCGAGAUGACCGGACGGAAAGGACGUGUGGUCAGCAAUGGAGAUGGCAGCAUCUCCUAUGAGUCACGGUCUGAACUGGACGUCCCGGUAGAGAUACUCAACAUCACAGAGAAGCAGAGGUUCAUGGAAGGAGAGAAGAACAUUGCCAUCAUCUCUGAAGCGGCCAGCUCUGGUAUUUCGCUCCAAGCAGACCGAAGGGUGAAAAACCAGAGAAGGAGGGUGCACAUGACACUGGAGUUGCCAUGGAGUGCUGACAGAGCCAUCCAGCAGUUUGGGAGAACACACAGGUCAAAUCAGGUGACGGCCCCAGAGUAUGUGUUCCUCAUCUCUGAGCUUGCCGGGGAGCAGCGGUUCGCCUCCAUUGUGGCCAAAAGGCUGGAGAGCCUAGGAGCUCUCACCCAUGGGGACAGAAGAGCUACGGAAACCAGAGAUCUAAGCAGGUUCAACUUUGACAACAAGUAUGGACGGAAUGCUCUGGAAAUAGUGAUGAAGUCUAUAGUCAACUUGGACUCUCCGCUUGUCUCGCCACCUGCUGACUUUGAUGGCGAUUUCUUCAGAGAAAUUCGCCACGGUUUAAUUGGUGUAGGACUAAUAAAUGUGGAGGAUCGCUCAGGCAUUCUCACUUUGGAUAAAGAUCAUAACAACAUUGGCAAAUUCUUGAACCGGAUUUUGGGCAUGGAGGUCCAGCAGCAGAAUGCACUGUUCCAGUACUUCUCUGACACACUGACAACAGUCAUCCAGAAUGCCAAGAAGAAUGGUCGAUAUGACAUGGGAAUUCUGGAUCUUGGCUCUGGUGAUGAGAAAGUUAAAAAGGCUGACUCCAAGAAGUUUUUGACUCCGGGAUACUCAACCUCAGGUCAUGUGGAGCUCUCCACGGUGGUAGUAGAGAGGGGCAUGUCUUGGGAAGAUGCCACCCACGUUUGGGCGGAGCAAAAUGGGCCAGAUGACGGCUUCUACGUACAGGUGAGAAAUAACAAGAAGACAGCCAUCUUGGUGAAGGAGGUUAACACCAAAAAGAGGCUCUUCCUGGUGUACAGGCCAAACACAGGGAAGCAACUCAAACUUGAGACUUACGCCGACAUUCGAAAGAAGUGUAAAAAGGUCCUUUCAGAGGAUGCCAAACAGCACUGGUUAGAUCAGUACAAUUCCUCAGCUGACACAUGUUCCCAUGCUUACUGGCGAGGGAACUGUAAGAAGGUCUCAUUGGGGCUCCAGUGUGAGGUCGGGCUUCGCUGCCGAACCUACUACGUCCUUUGUGGCUCUGUGCUUAGCGUCUGGACGAAAGUGGAGGGAGUCCUCUCUGCCGUCAGCGGAACCAAUGUGAAAAUGCAGAUUGUUCGGCUUAAAACUGAAGAUGGACAGAGAAUUGUAGGUCUGAUCAUUCCGGCGAACUGUGUGGCCCCGCUGACCAACAUCCUGUCGUCAUCAGACCAGUCCCAGCAGCUGGCCGUGCAGCAGCAGCAGAUGUGGCAGCAGCUGCACCCUCAGAGUAUCAACCACUUCAUCAACACGUAGCAGGCGCCCCCCAGCUGCUGCUAGCACGGGACUGACUCCAUGUGCCCCCAACCGCAUGCACAAAUUCAGGGUUCCAGUCCAAAGAAUACUCCUUCAGGGGAGGGUCGGUGGGACGCUCACAGGCCCUUCACGGCUCGGUCAUGUUAAGGCGAGGGAGGAGACUCCAGGCAACAGCAGAAAUAAUACUCAUUCUGCAUAUGUGUGUUUUUUAACCCCCAUAAUAAUGUUCGCAUUAUUGUUCUAGCUUCUAUUUAUGACCUUCUCUUUGGAUGCUUGUACUUUUUUUGGUUGCUUUUUAUGAUGCAUUACGGUGCUCAGGGGGUUAGAUCGAUGAGCAAUCACACUGACAGACAAGGUAUUUAAGCCUGACAUGCUUCCACUUGCGAAGCAGAAUGCACACGUCUGAAGCAUGACACUGCUUGUUUACCAGGUUAACAUGUUUCCUUUCUGGUGUCCUGCCACAGCUCACCAACCAACGAAAGUGUAUGCUCAUGAGAUUGCAUCCACCACUGAUGUGUCAAAACUAUGAUUUACAAUUCUCUAUUCUGCCCAAAAGCUGGUGUGGUCUCCAUUCCUCAAAAAGACAAUCAGUCCUUAAGAUCAAUAUGUCAUUGGUGACAUCUGGUUUACAUUUUUACCUUUGUAUCACCAUGUUUUAGCAUUUAAUUGGUACAGAUACAUGGUGGGGUAAAGAACUCUAAAAGUUUUGAGUUAGGUGCUGCAAAUGUUAUGAUAGGAUAGACCUCUAAUGUUGAGUUAUUGCCUCAAUGUAAAAAAUGUGUAUAGUUGCAUAUCUUAAAUUAUUUUUUGCCCGAAGUGGUAUUAUUUAUAAGGUA
Megalops cyprinoides (Indo-Pacific tarpon) is the source of this 5329-nucleotide messenger RNA. Its product is annotated as protein strawberry notch homolog 1-like. Gene Ontology annotation, molecular function: chromatin DNA binding; histone binding. Gene Ontology annotation, cellular component: nucleus. The record is from RefSeq and is a predicted model, not a curated record. NCBI's taxonomy places the organism in Eukaryota, Metazoa, Chordata, Actinopteri, Elopiformes, Megalopidae. Gene Ontology annotation, biological process: regulation of DNA-templated transcription. The transcript is spliced from 32 exons. Bases 330 to 4493 code for a protein of 1387 amino acids.